GGUCGGACUGGGCCGCUGGGUCUUCCUGGUAGACAAGGUGCACCGGGCUGGCAAGGACCACUAGGGCCCAAAGGGGAAAAGGGAGACGCUGGGCUCAUGGGGAUGCCUGGAGCAAGAGGACCUCUGGGAUCCAAGGGCUUACCUGGGUAUAAAGGAGAGAAGGGGUCUCGAGGGGAACAAGGUGAUAUGGGCCUGAAAGGAGAAAAGGGUUCUCUGGGCCUCACCGGGAUGCUUGGGCAGAAGGGGGAGAUGGGUCCGAAAGGAGAGCCCGGCCUAUCAGGGAACAGAGGGCCCACGGGCCGGCCCGGCAAGAGAGGCAAGCAGGGAUCCAAAGGGGAUUAUGGGCAUAUCGGCCCAAUUGGACCCAGCGGGCCGCAGGGACCUUCGGGUCUACCUGGUCCCCCGGGCCUACCUGCCUCAGGGCUCUAUAUGGUUGGACCCAAGGGGCAGAAGGGGCAGCCAGGUACCCCCGGGCAGUGCAACUGCCCCACCCCCCUCAACCUGCACGGCUCCCCGUACGACCAGCAGCCCUUCAGGGGCGUCUACCCCAAAGUACCCGCGAUCUUUGUGGUGGACAAUGGUGAAGAGUUGGACCGUCUUCAGUAUGACAACGCUCUGGCCUUCCGCAAGGACCAGCGCUCACUCUACUUCAAGGACAACGAUGGAUGGUUGCCCAUUCAGCUGACGCCGUUCCAGUCGAUGGAGAACGCUCCGGAUCCGGACGGGUUCUGUGGGGACGGAAUCGUCCAGCACCAGAGUGGAGAGGAGUGUGAUGAUGGGAAUAAGGUGGUGACGGACAGCUGCAUCAGAUGUAAACGUGCGCACUGCGGAGACGGCUACCGCCACGACGGACAUGAGGAAUGCGAUGGCAAGGACUUCGGCUUUCAGACGUGCAAGUCCUACUUACCUGGGUCGUAUGGUCACCUGAGAUGCACAUCCCAGUGCUUCAUCGACUCCACAAACUGCAAGUACUUCACCUGAGCCGGGGACUGGACCAGCGCCGCUGCUGACCGCCUCGGAGCCAGCGGGCCGCUGCUGACCAGAACCAGAACACCUGAGGGACGACACCUGAACACCACAACAACGACAGACUCUGAGGAGAAGCAUAAACCCCCGACU
Sardina pilchardus (European sardine) is the source of this 1119-nucleotide messenger RNA. It is a transcript of the gene colq, whose product is annotated as collagen-like tail subunit (single strand of homotrimer) of asymmetric acetylcholinesterase. The record is from RefSeq and is a predicted model, not a curated record. Lineage: Eukaryota; Metazoa; Chordata; Actinopteri; Clupeiformes; Clupeidae. Gene Ontology annotation, biological process: extracellular matrix organization. Gene Ontology annotation, molecular function: extracellular matrix structural constituent conferring tensile strength.